Messenger RNA from Porites lobata, 17770 nucleotides. NCBI's taxonomy places the organism in Eukaryota, Metazoa, Cnidaria, Anthozoa, Scleractinia, Poritidae. The record is from the annotation of a GenBank genome assembly.
ACAGAAUGGUCACUUUUCUGUGGUAAACAGUUCGAAAUCAAACUUCGUUAACUAACCUCACAAAGCUACAGGGAGCCGGGUUUCGUUUUGUUCAAAAUCGUGUUCUCAUUUCUAGUUAACGCCUUCCAUUGACAAAAAUCUGUCGCCUUAUCAUAUAAUAAUACAUUUCAUUAAUACUGUUUCUUCAAUUCCGCAAUACGAGCAUUGAACAGCCCGGACAAUGUAGUGAGAUUUCCUGCGGUCAAGAGUGGGUCGAUAUCACGGGACUUAUACAAGUCAUGAAACGCUUGAAGCUUUGAAUUUGCAUCAGAUGUAUUGCAUCUUCAGUUAAUUUGCGUGUGCAUCGAUCGUUUGUUGACGGAGAGGUUACAAGGCGGUUUGAUGAGAACUCGAUCGUACAAUGAAAAAUGUACGUACCUAGUCAAGGUCCUUUAGAUGCAACCGCUAUCGUCGGAUGCGCGAUAUCUUUAUUUUUCUGCGUGGUUUCUGUCGUUGCUUUCAUAUUCUUCAGGUGAGAUUUGUUUGUUUUUAAAAUUUUACACUCCAGAUAGUCCAGCUCUCCGCCCUAGAAGCCUUUUGAGUGAUUUAUUAAUGUAAUUCCCAGUAAGAAAAACGUUUUACUGAACAUAUUAUAAUAGUUUUGAAUAUCUUCAUGCAUAAAAACGGACAUUUAGCUAGGGACAUACACUACUUUUUAACAACACAAUUUAUGCGAUCAGCUAUGACAUAUUUGAAAUGAAAUAUUGAAUGUUACGAAAUUUUGAUGAGUAUUUGUACUUGGAUUUGUUAGAGUUCAGUUGUAAUGUCUACUUUUAAGAUCAGUGUCUAAAUUUGGUCCAGCAAGACCCCUUGCUUUUUAAGCAACCAGUCAAAAUAAAGUUUGUAACGUGUGAAAGUUUUCCGCUGUUUCAAGUCGCAACCAUUACUUGUUUCGAUAGCAAUUCAACAUCAUUGUUUAUGCUAAAGAUAAAGUUUUUACUAGCUUUUAGACGUCACAACUACUGACUAAUCAUUUUCGAAUAAAACAGACGACAAUUUUUUAGUUUCAUCCUGUUUCUGCCAUGAGCAGAGUAAAUAACAUGUCUGAAAUAACAAUUGCAACGUUCAAAACACGCAAUGUCUUAAACAUAAUUUUCAAUUCACCACAAAAACUGAAAUAUUGUUAUUGGCAACUAUCGAAUUGAAGUAUCACACUAGCAAAAACUUUACUCCCUUUUGGGGCAAACUUUGUUACGCUUAACCAAAACAAAACGUGAGCUUUUCCUGAUGUUUUUUCCCUUUCCGACAUUUAUUCUUGAAAAUGAAAGCGGAGGAUUUAGUGUCCGAAAAAAAUUGAGUUCUCAGCCCUCCACUGACUACAUCAUACACAAUGUAUACACCUAAUAUUCAAACCGCUGUCGAUUUUCUGUAACGAGUAUUAAAUAUAUUUUCACUUCGACUAUUGAACGUUUAUUCGCAGCAUUGUCUUCAAACACUCUUAAUGUUUCCCCCCAUUUUCUGAAAUAAAACCAAAUGAAAGCCGUGCCAUUUAACAGAUAUAAACGCUCGUUUGGUAUUUUUUUACGCAGGCAAGCUAUAAAAGAGGUUAAAAUUAAAGCGGUGAGCUAGAUCGUUCAGUAACCUAAACAAUACUUCGGCUCAACACCAAUUAUUUGUAAAACAGCUUUAGAUCACAAAGCAAAUUAUACAAUGUUUUAUUUCUAGCGUCAAAAUCGGUUGUUGCGAGGCAAGGAAAGUAUAAACUGAUCUACAAUUUUCUAUUCUGUAAAUUUCCGCGUUUCCUCAUUAUCUUUAUAAACACUGGAGGAAAUAUCUAAUUUGUACGGAAAACUCUUUGUGAAAGCAUACCCCGGCGAGGCAAUAAACAUAUGAACGCAACUCCGUGAAGGGAAUAAUCGGCGAAGUUCUCAGCGCUGUAUUUAAGCUUAAAGCGGGUGAACACGGCAGAAAAAUUAGCAUUCGAUUAUCUUUUUUAUUUUUGUUUAUUUAUUGUUAACUUUUGAGCUAAUUGAAGACGUUGACGCUACAGAAUAAUCGCUUGAAAAUGUCCCGAAUAAAUUUGGUUUUAACGAUUGCAGACAUAUUUAAGAAAUUUGCUUAGGAGAAAGAAGAUUAUAUUAUUAAUUUGCCAAUGAGCUUUCGGCUCGGAAAUGGUCAGUCUAUGAGGCGAUACGGGCGAUGAUCAACUACUUCUCCUUUUAAUCCAUCUUUAAUAUUCAGUCUUACCGCUUGCAACUUCUGAUUCCGAUAAAUUGACCACCCGGAGAGACAAAAAAUGCAUCUGCCAAAAGUCCGAAAAAGUGAAAAAUAGAGCUCUGACUUUUUAAUUUGCCAGAAUAUAACCAAAUUUUGCGUUUGUCCCAAUUCCUCGUAAACGUUUCGAAACGCUACAAAUUUUAUUGUUUACUCGAUUCAUGAUUGACGGUCUUUUAUUGACGCUUCAAAAGAGUUCAAAAGAUUCUUGAAAUGGAAGAAGAUCACUUCACAACAUAAUCACUGUUGUUUUUUUAUCCUGAAUAAAUCAGUUGGGCAUUCAUAUGCAUGCUCCGGCCCUUGAAGCUCAGACCGGAUGUCAAAAAACAGAUGGAUCGACGUAUCGUUAUCUUACUCGGAAACUGCAUAUUACGCUGUUCAUCUUCAGACUCGAAGUAAACGUUAAAAUCGCCAUGGAAAGCAUUAGUGAUAAACAAUAUUCCAAGUAAGCACUGCUCUGUAGAAACUGCAGUUCAAUUAGACCCAAAUGAAAACUCAAGAACCGCCUCAUUUGUAAAAAAAUGUAUUAUUCAAAUCUUGAAUAGUCACUGAGUGGUUGGACUCAUUACACAUACGUCCAUCUCCUAUGAACUUUGUAGAUCUAUGAAAAAGGGAAAUCUUAAUUAAACGAAUACAGUGAUCACCCGGAGCCUAUUGAAAUACAUUUCACAGCUUACGAUUUUGUAAAAUCGGUUUUGAAACCUCUUUCAACUUGAAAAUAUACCGGAACAGGAUAGGAACGCAAAAAUGCAGUUUUCAAGUUUGUUUUUUGUUGGUUUAAUUAUAUUUUUUGCAGUGGUCUAUUAAUAAAACUUUAGAUCGAAAUUCGUCCGUCUUCCUUAACAUACAUUGUACGACUCUACGGCGAAGAUUAUGACAUUCACCUGGAAGGUUUAAAUUUACAUGCAAAUAAAAACUUAUUGUUUUGAUUCUUUUCAAUAGUGGGAAGUGUUUCAAAAAGCGAUGAAUCAAAUUAAAUACUCGACAGGGAAUUAAUUUAUCAAAGUCCAAUGACUGUGGGAUUUAUCUCUAUGGAAACCGGAUAGGCCUUUUGCAGUAGAUCAUGGUUACCUGAUGACUUUCCGUAAACACAAUUACAAUGAUGUUGAAAAAAAUGAUUUUAGCCGGAACUAUAAGAGCAUAUAAAACAGUAAAUAUCCUGUAAAUUUCAGGCAUAUAUCUCGAACCGAAAAUAAAAAGGACUCGUACAGGAAAAACAACUCUUGCCACCCUGAGUCACUGUCAAGUGGUCUCUGUACAAAUCCUUGUAUGGGCUCAAAGACAAAAAAAAAUGAGCCCCGGAAUGCGUACAGGAAAGAUGUAAUGACAGGGUAAAAAAUUUCAAAAUUUUCAAGGAUUUGGAUGAACAACCUCGUUCCCAGGGUUCUCUCCUACCCGUCCCACUCUCUCUCGCACCGUAGGAACGAGGUUGUCGGAUGAAAAAUCAUUCAACCGUGUUUGAGGGGCAAGAAUUGUUGUUUUUUUUUUAAGAGGAAGAUUUGCCGAAAAACGAAGGUUAAAAAAUCUUUGAAAAGAAUUCUAAACAAUAAGCAGUAUACUCAGCAUAAUUUAGCAGAUACUGUUAGAAAAGAGUGAUUUAGUUGCUUUUUUAUUUGAAGCUGUCAAUGAAAGUUGUAUUUUGAAUUUCAAAACAAAGUUUUACACGUGGAGGCCCCUCCCCGAUGGCCAACCCUUAACUCUUUUAUAGACCAAUUGGGCAGAAAGAGUACCCGUUUCCAUAGUUAGUAGAGAAGACUGGCUUUGAAAGGCAGCAAACAUCAAUUGUAAAAACAGCGGCGCCGCGGUUUUAUGUUGAGUGCUCCCUGAAUGUGCAUAAUUCUUUGUCUUUUGUUCACGAAUUGUGAAGGAAUAAAUUAAUGCGACAUUUAUAUUGGUCGGUAAGAUCAAAAUGAUAGGAAUGCUAUAGAUCAUUCGAGAGACGGAAAGGCUUCACAGCCAUUCCAGUCGAUGAAAUAUGUUCUUUCUUAAACCUUACAUUUAAAAAUGGCACCCUUUUUACAUACCCACCUAAAGCCCCGUGCAAACAGACGCAACAUUGUUUGCCAACAACUCCCAACAUUGUUAGAUGUUACAUGUUGCGUCCGUUUGCACACCCUGUUGCAUGUUGUUGGAUAUUGUUGCGUGUUGUUGCGCAAAGUUUGAAACCGGUCAAACUUUUCAGCUAACAACUUCCAACAUUUCUUUUGCUCCGUGAUCGCCGAAGCGUAGCGCAACAACGUUGGAUCCGUUUGCACAGCUCUUCCAACAUUGUUGGGGCCACGCACGCUCAUUACACAUGGUUUACAAAGACUUAUGGGUUGUAUCCUUCCCACGAUGCACUGCAGGUCCCAACAUUGUUGGGAGUUGUUGCAUCCGUUAGCAAACCACUGCCAACACGCACGCAACAACUCCCAAAAUUGUUGGCGCAACAAUGCUGGGAGUUGUUGCGUCCGUUUGCACGCAGCCUAAGAACUUGGAAUCACUUGCUUACUAGUAACGCUUACCAGUAGAUCUUGUGCUUGCGCAUUGCGCAUUGAAACUUGGAAUGAAACAAUAUUACGUAAGAUCACAACGAAAAUUAAACGAUAAAGCCUCAAGGUGUGUUUGUUCAAAUUGUUUUAAGUCAAACAUGAAAGGUUUUUUUGAAUACCCAAAUGAUUUGAAAUACCUAAAUGGUAUUCUUGCCUUUCAUAUUCUUCAGCUCGUCAUAUCCCUAUCUUUUUAAACACUGAAGCCUGAAAAAGAUACCCUUCCAGGGGGAGCCUCCCCGCAGUAGGAGUUAUAGUACCCUCCAGGACUGAUGGAAACCAGAAUCUGAUCCAAUAUACUCUAUUUCCUUAAAUCAUUGUUUGUUAUUACUCACUUUUUGUGUUGUGUAUUUGACAGACCAAGGACGGAGGCGUUUUUGAUAAAACAACACCUAGUCUACGCUGUGGGACUUACGCAAAUUGUUCUUCUUGUCAGUAUAGGAGCCUACGAAAAGAAGGUUAGUUUUCCAGCCGAAUUCAGUUUAGUUCAGUUCUUAAUUAGCUUAAGAAGAAAAUUAAUUCGAGUCUGGCGGCAAGGUUUCACCACCGGGGACUCACAUCCGGGAUUAUUAUAAAUGAAUGAAUCUAUUUCCUUGUCUUGACGGACAUAAUUUGAAUUAUGGGUUCAGCUAAAGCAAGGUCUGGAAACGAAAAUUCUCGCGAAACCUAUCGGAUCUCGUUUAUACAUGGUCGGUAAUGGGUCGGUAAGUGAAUGGAUCUUCGAGAAUUUUCGAAAUUUCCGAUUGUCCCGGAUCCCCCAAAAUUUCUCGGUUCCAGAUCGCACAGCAGCCAACCGAAAAAUAUAAAAUGGCCACCAAAGAAAACACAUGCCAUCCUUGAGUCAUUUAGAGUUGCCAGGUAAUCCAAAUUCCGGAAUCCUUGAAAUUUUUGCCUGCGGAAUCUGGAAUCGGGAAAGUCUUUGCUAAAAAAAUCUGAAUUCUUGGGCAUUCAGCUCAUCAGGGAAUCCGUGAUCCCACUAACGAUCGGAAUCCGGAAUCCAUUAGUUUCUCUGACAAGAAAUCCGUAAUCCAGUGCUGACUGGAAAUUGGAAUCAAAGACUGCCUUGGAUUUAAAUUGAUGGAUACAAUGUAGGGCCAUAAAGAGAGUCUUCUCGUAGACCAUUUCAAUUACAAAACACGAAGACAUAAUUAAUUGCCUGUUGUAUGGAUAUAGUAUGGACAGUCUAUAGUAUGUCUUGUAACUUAUAAUUUGUAAUUAGUAUUGUAAUAGAGAGGAGAAGUCGUUGCGUCACGUUGCCAUGGUAGCAAAAUUUCUGGAUGACAACAAACCAAAACAUCACUUAAAAAGUGGAUUAGCACUGUUUCAAACUUCAUCGAUCCUAUUUAAUUUCAUUUAAUUUGUCAAAUGUUGGCGAAAUUUUCUGGGUUAAAUUAGGAAGUUUCAUGUUGCAGUCGUGCAACAACAGCUAAGAAAUGUACAGGAAAGCUUGAUGCACGUGCAAAGUUGUUGUUGUUGUUGUUUUUUGCACAUCUAAACCUAUUGUCAGUUUUCUUUUGCUGUUUGCCGUCGCCAUUGCAAAACUCCCUAUUGUUGAGAUCCAGAAAUUUUUCUACCAUGGUAGCGUGACGUCACUCUUCUCCUCUCUAUUAAAUUGUAAUUUGUUUACCCACGGCUUUAAACGUAUCCGUGUGUUCCAGAUCGAAUUGAAAUUUGAGGAGAGGGGGAAAACCGAUGAUGAAUCUGGAGAAAAAACUUUCAGAGCAAGGGAGAGAGCAAACAACAAACUCAACCCACAUCAUGGCGUCGACGGCAGGAUACGUGAUUGCUCUCACCACUGCGCCACCCUUGCUCCCCAUCAAAGGCAUCAAAACUAUUAACAGUAUAGCCUGCAAACAAACAUUUGGGGGACUGUCGGGAGAAGUCACGCGAGAGCCGCACGCGAAAGGAGACGCUGUUGUGAAGGGUGAGGAAAGAAAGCGGCUUCGUUGCUGGCUCGCGCGUUUCCUCUCGGCUUGCUUCGCUUAUCAUAAUUGGAGCUAUUAACAGUGCUUCGAAGCUAGUAAAAGUGUUUAUAGCAACGUUUUUUCCUUUCCAUCCCAGGAAGGAUGCCAGGCAAUAUCAGUGGUACUUCAUUAUUCCGCGUUGUCUUGUUUUACUUGGUGUUUAGUGGACAGUUUGUAUUUGUAUUUCAAUCAUACAAACAGCGCUAAUCCAUUGAGGAGAAACGUCUUUUAUCUGUUGCUCGGCUGGGGUGAGUUUCUUGAUUUCCUGUCUUCUACAAAAUCUAUUUAUUUCGUGCGGUAGUGUAUAAACUCUGUUUGAAUAGAGUGGGCGGUUUUUCUUUCAGGAAGACCCAACAUGACAUUUUUUUUUUAGCGUAUUGAUGAUAUUUCUUGGCCUCUUAAUGAAAAACGAAGAUAUAUUAUGACAGCACCACAAGUGAAAGAGCGAAUGGAUGAUACAGUUACUCAAAACAAACAAACGAACGAACGAAUGAAUAAAUGAACUAACGAACGAACGACUCGAAACAAAAAAAACUAACGAACGAACGAACGAACGAACGAAUGAAUGAAUGAAUGAACGAAUGAAUGAAUGAGUGAGUGAAUGAGUAAUUGAAUGAAUGAACUACCGAACCUACGGGCUUUCCACAUAUUGCUCGAGAUUCUCCAAAAAGUUUCCCGUUAUUUCUCAAAAAGUUGCUCAAAUGUUGCUCAAAAAACAAUCAGAAGUUGCUUUUUGUAACGAAAGUUGCUCAAAAGUUGCUCGAAAAGACAAAAACUUUUUUUGGUCUGAUGCUAAAAUAUGUAAAUUGUACAACAAAAGUAAGAUUUCUAAGCAUUUUUGUGCAAUUUUGCGACGUAACCAGCGUUGCUAAAUAACUUUGCUCUCAUUUAAAACCAAAAAAUGUAAUGAGCCGAUAAAAUUGUUAAAUAACCCGGCUUCUUCACCCGAGACACUCAAGUCAGUCGAGUGUGAAUCUUCGUCCACCAUAACGUCCACCAUUUUGAAUUUUCAGUCUCUAAAAACCUCUGACGAAGGAGCCCGGCUACUUUUAUCUUGCGCCUUGAUCUGCCCCACGGGGGUAGGGGGAGUAUUUGGCUCCUUUUCUUACAGGAAAUUCAUAAAUUGUCUACUAAAACACGUAACUGACACGGAAGAAAGGCCAAUUUAAGCACUAAUAGCUGCUCCGAUAUAUCAUAAUUGGAACAUAACUAGAGAAAUUGCUCAGAAUGCAAAAAAUUGCUCGAAACGAAAAAAGUUGCAAAAAAUACGAGAAGCUGCCAAAAAUUUGCCGAGCAACUUGCAGAAAGCCCUAACCAAACGUGUUUUGAAUAGUUGGAUAAAAUGCUUACGUACAGUCUUUCUUGAAACCUAGCUUUUAAUCCCGAUUUUCUUAUCGUUUUUGUGUUAAAAAUCUUUCUAGGUUUUCCAUUAAUAGUUUUAGGAAUGUCUUUAGCGAUUGGAUUCACUACCUCAAGUAAUAGCGAAGGAACAGUGUGAGUAUCUCGAGCUUAGUCACCUCAUUACCUUGUAAUUGAAUGGCUCAUCUUUGCGGGGGGGAGCGGCGGGGGCGGGGGGUGUAAUUCCAUAAAUUUCGGAUAGGUUUGUGCCGCCCAGGGUCGCAUUGCAAAAAACAUCUUAAGAUUAAAAAAACUCGUAACUAUUAUUUCAAAACAAUAAGUUUUGUUCCCGAAAAAUGGUUAAGAGCCCUUGUGAAUUAAGAAAGUUUUAUGUAACCCUGUAGAGGGACCCUAUUUAAGGAUGAAGUAAACGAAAAUUGAUACCCUUUUUAAGGCCCAAACCCGAAAAAUCGCACCUUUUUCAAGGAAAGACAAAAACUAAAAAUUUGUGGCAACACACCAACCUAUAAGGAGCAUUCUUAAUACAAAUUAGAGAUGAUUUGUUUUUCGUGCAGGUGGGCAUUUACGCUUUGAAUUUUAGCUGAUACAAAGUUAGGUGCCCCAAAUAAGGAUCACGCAGGGAACAGCAAGGGCGAAAAUGAUACCCUAUUUAACCAUGAAGCCAAUACUACAAUGGGUGUAAUCCCCGCUCCCCGCUUCCCCGCUUCCCCGCUGACUUUCACUUUCGUGUUUGCUUCAUUACUGACAGUUUUACCAGGGUAGAAGGGUAUUCUUGGAAUACCCGCCGGAUUUGACCGAAAUACAGUGCUGGAAAGAGAGGAAAACGCAAAAUGUCUUGACGGGAUAGGGAUUUGACCACUACAAAGGAAACGGAAUUCGCCAAACUGUUGACACGGGCUGCGCUGUUGGGAAAGAGAGCGGUAUUCGGGAUAGAGAUAACUGAAAUUCGGGAUAUGACGAGGGACUGUCGUGAAUUAGGGAAUGCGGGUUCAGGUUCCCCCCUCCCAGACCCUUGUUUAACUAUGACCUUGACACUUAAUCAAUAUCACUAAAUUUUGUCAGCAUUUUAUUCAGAACUUAGCAGUAUUCGAUUGUUCUUCUUUGAUGACAUGACCAUACAAAAACCAACGGCUGUUUGUAAUGGUUUUCUUUCAGUUUAUCGCUUUAUGAGUGUUGGGAUUCAGAUCAUAUUGUGUGGACCUUCGUUGUUCCAGCUCUUCUCAUUGCCACGGUAAUAGUUAUGUAUUCUUUGAAUGAUUUGUUUUGCUUGUUGGAAAGUUCUUGCGCAACCUUGUCACCGAAGCUUUUCCAUUAGAAAGUGAGAGGGGCUGGAAAAGACCUUGGCAUCGACUGGUCACGUGUGCCCCCAAUAGGUCCCAAUACACCCUAAAAUCAAACUACAGUUAAACCUCUCUAAAACGGCCACCUUAGGGACAGAAGAAAGCGGCCAUGGUAGAGAGGUGGCCAUUGCAGAGAAGUGGCCAUCGUAGAGAGAUUUAAACAAGAGUCGAUAUAUGGACUCUUUGCCAAAAAAGUAUCUGUUGUAGAGAAGUAGCCGUUUAGGGGAGGUAGCCGUUAAUGGAAGUUCGACUGUAUGCGUCACCUCAUAGAGCGCGAUAUCAGGCCGCCUCUUCCCGCCCCGCCCUUUUUCUGAGAGAAUCGCCCUAGGGACUAGGCUGGUUCUUGCUUUUACGGACUUCAGUUUUUUUUUACCCAGGCUUUUAUAAUUUCAUUUUUGUAGCUCAACUUGAUGGUCUUGUGCGUGACACUUCAUCAUCUAAGACAACCUUCAUAUGACAUCUGCGCCAGAGCUGUAGUAGAAAAACGAUGUACAAGGUAAAACCCCAAGCCUGAAGCCUUUCAUUAUACUUACGAAAACAAAUAGUUAGUAAUAGAGAUGGAAGUCUGAGGAAACCGACAUUCAGGCGGAAACUAAAUAACGUCUCCAGGACGACGUGUCCUAUUAAAACGCCCAAAAUGACUACGUUGCCUGCCGGAUGGAAACACAGUGUUAUAAUUCUUUACAAAUAUUACAACACUUAUCAACAUAAUCCAUAUAAGUAGAUUUUAUGGCGAAAAUGGAAUACAAAGCACAAUUUUAAUUUCUUGUGAUAAGGCUCUCUUUUUAGGAGGAGGGCGAAAAAUCGCGAGAAGAAGGUGAAGGGGAAAAGGGGGAGUUGUUCCUCCGUUUUAAUCGGCCAAAUUUAGUCCCAAAGAAGGCUUGGAUAUUCAAAGGCGAAUUAAUGAUCUUAAAAGGUGGAACGGCUAUAAGCAAGAAGCCAAAUCACUGCUUUAGUUGAUGAAAAAAAUUUUUGGGAAGGAGGCAAAAGUACGCUUCCAAUGAAAAAGACAUACUCUGUAUGAAUAGAAAAAUGCGAAACGAUGCUAGGUGAACAAAGUGCUUCCCUCUUUCGCCCUCUUUUGUUUCGAACAGGUAUGGCCUAAGGACCAAUAGCCUUAUGCUACUCGGCCUUUGCCUCGGCUGGAUUUUUGGCAUUCUUUCCUUCCAUAAGGAUAAAGACGUAGUUUUUCAACUGUCUUUUGGAAUUGUUAACGGUUUACAGGUUGGUAUUUUCUCCAAUAUUGUGUACAUACACAAAGUUAUUUCGCGAAUGAAUUCAUGAUGCAAUUUCAAACCAAAUGACGUCAUCACAGCAGGUGAAAAAGCUUUGUCUUUAGGUUUCUGGUAUUUGUCCUUUCCUUCCAACACUAAAGGCCAUGAAUUUGAUUUGCUAGAAAAGCCUCUCUCCUUUAUGCUAACCUGAGAAAACAGCUGACACCACUGGUUUCCCGGCGAAAUGAGGUCUGAGAAACAAGCGCAGAAAUUCCAUACUGAUGAGGCAUCACUACCCAGAACUGGGUAACGCUUCUGAUUGGUCAUACACUGAGGUAAAUUUGCUUCAGCCAAUCAGAAGCACUACCCAGAUCUGGAUAAUGACACGUCGUCAGUAUGGAAUUUCAGAGCUCGUUUCUCAGACGUCAUUUCGAGGGGAAACCCGCUGAGUGAUGGCGCCGUGAAAUGUCGACUGUUUUCUCAAGCUACCUUUAUGUUGACAAAUUAGUUUUUUAACUGCCAUCAAAUUUUCUUGUUUCCGUUCUAGGGGAUAUUUUUGUUCUUUUUUCACUGUGUUCUAAACAUUGACGUAAGUACAGCUUUCGUGUAUUGCCCUCUUCCUAGAAAGACCUCAGUAUGUUAAAUCUAGAAUUGUUUAAACUAAAAACAUAUAAGAUGGCCUACGGGUAUUCAGUAUGGCGUAAUAGGUUGCUAUAGCAGCACUUAAUCCAGUGUUAAACAUCCUUAAUUUUAGUUUUAACUUCUCAUUUUUCAUUGAAUUGUAAUUGGUAUGUUAAAUAAAUCUUUAUGAAAAAUCUUAGAGAUAGUUCAGAGCCACCGUAAUUUUCUUAAGACUUACUUGGUGAGAUUUAGCAUAUCUUAAACUUUAUUACCAGAUCAAAGCUUACUACCAAUCAGGAGUUCAUCGCUGUAGCCAUGAAGAUGGCUGUUUGACUGACAGAGAACGUAGCAGACGGGUCAAUGCGCAAGCACAAGAUCCGGUAAGCACGUGAUAAUCACAUGGGUGUAUAACAAUGUGAAAGCGUUUCACUCUCCGAACCAUAACAAGUAACAUCGGUAACUUCAAGUUAUGUACAUUCAACUCUCUCUUAACGGACAACACGGUAAGACGGGCACCGAGAGGGUUGGUCCUUGCUGUCUUUUAGUUACACCGUAGCCUUUUUUGUAUUUUCUAUAAGGCGAAUAUUCCUGUAAGACGGACAUUUAAUACCGGUUAAUACUGUGUCCGUCCCAGAGAGAAUCCCGGGGCUACUCGACCAAGAAGGGAGAGCUGGGGAUUCAUUCUCCAGUUCUCGCAGCUAACUUGGAGCUUGAAACAGGCCCCAGUCGCAGGGUAUGCAGAAUCUACGGAGUCCGCGGGUAGUCCCGAAACACGACUCGCCUUUUCCCUGGGAAUGGAUAUGGACCGGGGUGGUGCGUACUCAAGUAGUUGAUCGUAUGCAAACAAAAGGUAAAAAGAGUAAGUGCGCAUGAUCGUCGCACACUGCUAUUAGACCUCACGUUUCUAUGGCCUUUUUAGACAGGAUCUCGCAGAAAGAUAAGCACCAGGAGCCACGCCCAGGACAACAUCCCAUUGAUUUCAGUAAGAGCACAGAGCAGUAGUAACCAGGUGAGAUACACGCCUACAUACCAGAAAGAGGGAAUUAUGCUAAAGAACACAGGUUAACGAGCUAAUUGAAGACGAAAGACGUAGUGGAGGAAAAAUUAUUGUCUAAGGAAACUGCACGACGCAAAGGCUCAAACACGAACCUCAAUCCGAAUUCUCACUUCCACAUACAAUGAAUUUUCAAAAACUAACUGCAAAAAUAGGGCGCACAGAAAUACGGAGUCUACGGGAAAAGGAUUAAGAAAGUAGUGAAGUUCUUGCAAAGAGAUUUAUAACGGCCAGAAAUAAGCAAUUUCAUCUGAGACAGGUUUAAGAAAGGGUUUAAAAGGGUCCAUGGUAUCAUGGUAAUGCAUUAGGAACGAACCAAGCUGAUGAAAGGCGCUGAGGCACAGAACCGCAAGAACCUUCUUAACAUUUACUCACAUAGCGUGCUCACUGAUUUGACAAGAAAACUUUUAAUGGCGGUCUAUGGUAAAAGGGAUUCUGGUUUCACCCCUUGUAAAAGAAUCCAAGACAGCCUUGGAUUCUGGAUUCCGGAUUCCAGGUACUGGGAAACGGAUUUUCUUUCAGUGGAACGUGGAUUCCGGAUCUUAAUCGUUAGUGGGAUUCCGGAUUCCUGAGUUGUAUUCCGCAUUCCAAAACCUAGGAUUCAGGAUUCUACAGCAAAAAGGAGUUGUCGAAUAAUCCCACUUAGCCACGAGAGUUGAUCCUUCGACGUGUCAGUCUGGGUUAAUUGAUUACAUUUAUAUGAUACCAGAUCAGCUCUCGUACUUUGACUGAUGUAGUUAUUAAAUUUCGAUCCUGCUCGCCAUAGAGCCUCCAGUAGCUCAGUAGUUAGAUCAUCCGAUCUAGAACUCGGAGGGCCACCUGGAGCUCGGAAUUUUUCUGAGCUUUCUGGCCGUUAGAAUUCUCCUUCCUCCAAACAACUCAUGCUCAGGAGAAGAGUAUUAAUGUGUGCUCGCUCUAAGCUGUCUGUGGCACCAGAGAUUAUAGUUUACUCUUUCAUUCCCGUUAGGACGAAAACUCGGCUGUUUCCCCACUCACUGCACCAAAAGCAGAGCCUCAGCCACUAGAGGUUACAGUUGAGUCAAAGAGGGAAUCGCCACCAGUGGAGGAGGAGGCAGCGAUGGAGAGAGCCCCAUCCAAACCUGAUCACGAUGCUUAUCCCAGUCUUCCAGGGACACCCGAGCCGCACAUAUCUGAAUUUGAAGUGAAGCAACCAAAACGACAGAGCACGCCACCUGAUCAGCUUGUGAGCAAAAGGGCCAAAGAGGUAACUUAAGAGUUUCCGCAGCAACCCAAUCCAUUUGAGAAUAUUCACUAUGGUCGACUUAGAUUUUUUUGAAUAUGAAAUCCAUUUUUACCACCUUAAAAGUUAGAGCCACCUUGCACUUCAUAAUAAAUAGCGCGACAGGAAAAUACUGCUCAGUACAGCUUUUAUCUGACCCUAUUUAGUUUCCAAGUGAUAAGGAGGGAUGCCAAAGAUAUGGCCCACGGCCUAAAGUCACCGCGUAAUGGCGGGAUCAUCUGCACCGCCGGGUCUUACCUCACGAUUAUUACCCGGCCAGGUUUCAAACCCGUGACCUUCCGGCCGCUUGGCAGGCAGCAGGCACUGAAUACUGAUCACUGCGCUAACCAUGAAAAAGGCAGCAGAUUACGUGUUGUUAUAUCGGGGCGUCACAUCUGUGACAUUCUUCUCCAUUUUUUCCUACAAGGUGGAGGGAAUAGAUAGAAGAUCAGCGACUCCAACCAGCUUAUCAAACUACAAGCCGCUUGCUGACGACAGAACUGAAAACUAUCCCCCUUCUCAUCCAGCUGAAAACUUGAGAGUAAGUAUGAUAUCGCUUUUCCAGUUACUCCAGUGAAAAUACGGAGAUUUACGUCCUUCUGGUUAAUGUUGCAUAUACAGCUGCUUUAAUAAUAUUAAAGUUGUUGAAUUUUACUAAGGGCUCAAUCCUACGCCUCACGACGGCAUGUUCAUGUGGAAGCUGUAAACCCUUUGUUGUUGGGUCACAACUUGGCGGUUGUAAAACGGCUAUAGAAUCGUAUGAAAUAACAAAGGCUUUUCUUUGCGAUUUAAUUUAUAACGGAACAGUUGCUUCACAACUGAUGUUGAUAAUUUUUUUUUUCUGAAGAAAACCGUAUUGCUAAGUGACCUCAUAACGUACAGGGGCACCCAACGACAAUUUUCGGAAAAUAUCUUUCGGAAGACGAUUUGAGAUCUAGAAUUUUCAGAACAUUUUUUGCAAAAUUUCUUGUUAGUCUGCCUCUCCUAGGAUUUUCGAACAUCUAUUUUUAACGGAUGUUUACCCUAAAAAGGUCACCUACAAUUUUCGGGAGCCUUUUUUCCGGCUGAAAUUUUCCAAAAGGUAAGGUUUGAUCCCUAUAAUUUUCGAGUCACUAGACUUUCAGCUAGGAAAUUCGAACAGAUGAAAAAUUUUUAGGGGAUAAAAAUAUGCCUAUAUCUACCGUGUAAAUACUAAAAUACGUUUGACAAUGCUAUGUUUAAGUGGUUUUGAAUUAUAUUCUCGUUGGGUGCCCCUGAAAGUAGGCUUUCCGACAACGUUAAUAGUUCUGUAUACCCGGGAGGGGGGUUACCUCCUACUAAUAGGCUAAUGAGGUUGUGCCGCUGGAUGGGGUCGCAUUUUCACGACUGGAUUGACUAUAAUGGGGUUGCAUUUUUCAUAGAGUUACUAAAAUGGGGUCGCUCAUUCUCGGGAUUUUUGGGGUAAGAAAAUUUUGGUAAGUAGGGAUUUAAAAACGAGAGACUUUUACUAAAUUCGUUUUACCAAAUCAGUGUGUCAAUUCAUUUUAGGAUGACCCAGUUAAAAGGCUGUAUAAGGUAAAAGCAUAAACAGAAAGUGACUAACUGUAAGUUGGGAUCGCAAAAUUACAUUUGUCCAGAAAUGACCAAGAUGGGGUCCAUAAUUGACUCAAGAAUAGACUAUAAUGGGGUAGGGACACUGAAAGGUCGACGGCACAUACAGCAAAAAUUGACCAAGUACAGCCAAGCUUCCCUGGGCUGUACACCAAUUAGCCUGUUUCAGGCUUCGAGAUAGUCGGGUUCGCGAACACGAACUAAAACGGGAAGAACCUUUUUCCUUUUUCCUGUCCCGCCAACUUUUCGAGCACCUUUCACUUUCGCGUCUUCCUCACUAUCUGAGAGCCUGGAACAGGCUAUUAACCAAUGCAUAGCACAAUCUGAACCAUAUCCAGGCGGACACCAAAAAAGGUUCAGGACAAAAGUAUCAAUAAAAGAAGUUGACUACAAAUAAAGGUACAGUGCGGACACAGGAGAGCCUGUCGUACAUCAGUACGUAUAUCGUUCUGUCUGAAAUGGUCAAGACGUAAAGACGUUUCCGAUGUGGAGCCCUGGUCAUAACAGGUUAGCAGAAGAGUGAAUGCAUGGACUGUCCACCGGGACAGAAAAGAUGGCCGUUAGUAACGUUUCAAUCUUAGUUUCUUUAGUUCAAAUUAUGAUUGUGUACUGUGGUUGUUUAAAGGUGAUGUUUCACGGGACGUUUCGCAAUGACAAUUUUCAGCGCACCACAGCGUUACCACAUUGUUGUUACAUUGCAUCGAAUGGUUGCAACAUUGUUCCAACAUUGCAACGCUGUGUUGCGCUUAAAAUAGUCGUUGCAAAUCGUCUCGUGUAACAUGACCUUAAUUUGACAUUCAGGUACAUCAAAGAGCUGGAAAAUCACGCAGCGAGCCUGCAAUCCCUGGUUUUGACCUGCAUAAACCUGCACAAAAACAUUACUCCACUCACGUGGACAGCAAAUCAGAUGAUCGCAAACUUAGUGUCCAGUCCUCCCAUUCUACUGGAUCUUCAGAGAAAAAACCAAGACGGACUUCACGAGCAACGCAAAGCACGCCUUUGAAUGAGGUAUGGCUAAAGGCCGUUGGGUAAUUAACCUAAAUUUAUGGUGUUUUUCCAGAAUCUCAGACGCACAUACAGGAAAUAACAUUUGUAAUAAUCAAGGUGAAACACAUGAAUAAGUCCAGCGUUCAAGCCGAUCGUAUAUUGACCCAGUUUCAGUGGCAUGAAACGCUAAGAAGAAUUACUUGGUUACUCUCGUCAAUGUGUUUCCAGAACUGCACACUAGGAUUUGAAUGCGAAGCAAUGCUUGCUGUUUAGACCCAACUCAUUUUGCCAAACCACACCGUAACCGUUUCUGGUCACUUGAACCCUUUUCACGCGGCGUCCAGAAUAAAUCACCGGAGAAUGAAAAACUUUGGAUUGAAAACUCUUGAGUCGUUCUCAAGUUUUUCAUUGCAAAGCUAAAGAUGCAGAAUGUUUUGUUUUUAUGCAAAAUGGUAACCGCGUGAUUAACGUUCGCUGUAAAGGUAUAUGAUCAAACUAGAAAAGCAAAUGAUAUACCAGAAACUUUGUUUAACGUUCGCUUUCAUUUCAAGAGCAAAAAAGCGCUUUUUCCCCGCUCCCAGUUUUUCUUGCUUCUCUUCCUCUUUUUUGCCCUUUUGGUUAGGCUUUUGCUAGGCUGCAUUCCUGCAGAAGUUUUGGCUAAACCCGCUAGUAGUAAAAUGACGUCAUCAUCGUGACAUGGGGUAAAGCCAUGAACAUAGCCUUUGAUUAUGAUAAGAAGAAACUUUGAUACGAGUUCUCUGUUUUUCUUUGCUACUUUGUUUUCAGCUGGAGAGUUUGUUUUCCAAUCCUUAUUAUGUUAAACCUCAAAGACCAUCAGUAUCUAGUCUGUAUGGUCCGGGCGGAGGAGAUAGAAACAAUUCUUACGAGGUAACUAAAUCAUUUUCUGGCCUAUAACCUGUACCGGCUGUUCAUGAGAUUGUGGGGACGGCCUAACGAGAUGUGAGUAGGAAAAACAGCGAGGGAGGGGUGGGGUUGUGGGUGAGAGAAAAGGAACCCGCUCGUCUCUCGCUUUUAUUCUACUUAGUUUUUUCUGCUCUUUGACUUCGCACCGCAUUCCACUAUCUGAGGCUUUGAACAGGCUAUCUAGUCUAUAAAAGGUCUUAAGUACUUAACUAUAAAAAAUACUACUUACCAUGUCUUGAGUAUUGGGAGCUUACUAAAAACGCUGUUACCCUUUUUUUAUCAGCGAGCUUAUAAACGAUGUUCCAGAAACAACUUUACGCGACGGCACAGAAAAGGGGGUGGGGGGGGAGGGCCCAGAAACCUUUUUGUUGUUAGCAAAUGUAAAGUUCAAACUGUCCUCUGCUUUUGUCUCUGUUGUAGACGGUUCAAGGUUCAAGAACAUCUUCCCGCAAUACAGAAGAAACCAUGCUCUGAGCUGUGUAACAGCUGUACGGUGAUGUUUUGAACUAAAGCUACGUAAACAGCGAUGGCAAGCUUCACAGUUUGAGUGAGAAUGAGAAGAAGCAUGGCCACAAGACUAUUUGUGGCUUAGGUCAGACUUGAGGAUGUUGAUAACGGAUAUGAAAAUAUGGUCCUAAAAUAUGCCUACUGGCUUAACUUGAACUUCAUAAAUGCCUGAUAAAAAUGAACAAAGCC